AUGGACGACUACUUCGAUAGUGGCGACACGUUGGAAGAGGCAAUUAAUAGGGCAAAACAAGUACGGCACAUUCAUGCGCAGGCUGGAUUCAAUAUGAGAAACUGGGUGAGCAACAACAAUGCUGUCCUCGAAGGUCUGGAGGAAUCAACGAGCGAUCGUGAUCUGUUUAUAAACUUCGGUCAAGAGGAUGAGUUUGGGAUCCUGCGAAUCGAUGGGCGCACAGCCAAAGCUCAUCACAUUCCCUUCGAUACAAGAUACCCCAUCAUCCUACCGAAAACACACUACGUUACAACACUUAUUUUGAGGGAGUAUCAUCAACGCUUUGGUCACGCUAACAACGAGACUAUGGUAAACGAAGUACGGCAACGAUUCUACAUAAAACACCUGCGAUCCAGCGUGGCCAGAAUCGCCAAAAACUGUCAACGAUGCAAAAUCAAGAAGACGCAACCAUCACAGCCACGAAUGGCACCGUUGCCAGAAGCAAGGCUUACUCCAUAUGUACGUCCGUUUUGUAAAGUGGGAGUAGAUUAUUUAGGGCCGAUCGAGGUGGUUAAUUCGAGGCGCAAGGAAAAGCGUUACAUUGCAGUAUUCACCUGUUUAGUGACGAGAGCGGUGCAUUUAGAAGUAGCGCACAGCCUUUCUACUGAAGCCUGCAUUAUGGCGAUAAGACGUUUCGUUAGCAGACGCGGAGCUCCCAGCGAGAUAUUUUCCGACAACGGGACCAAUUUCGUGGGAGCCAAUAAUGAAAUCACGAAACAACUGGCGGACAUCAACUACUCUUGUGCCGAAACAUUCACCGGUGUUCAGACGAGAUGGACAUUUAAUCCCCCUUCGGCACCCCAUAUGGGAGGCGCAUGGGAACGGAUGGUGCGAAGUGUUAAGGAAGCUAUGCUAGCACUGGAUGACGGUAGGAAACUGAACGACGAGAUACUUCUAACCGCAUUAGCCGAUUCAGAAAGUCUGAUCAACUCCCGACCGCUUACCUAUAUGCCGCAAAGCUCGUCAAAUGCAGAAGCGCUUACACCAAACCACUUUCUGUUAGGGAGUUCGUGCGGAACCAAGGAGCAGCUGCGUCCCAACGUAGAUUUAGCAGAAACACUAAGAAGCAGCUACAAACGAUCUACAGCUUUAGCCGAUGCGAUGUGGGACCGUUGGUUGAAGGAGUAUUUGCCAGCCCUGAACACAAGGUCCAAAUGGCGAGAAGAUACGCGUCGGUUGAAUGUUGGCGAUCUUGUAUUCAUCGCUGAGGGUCCGCGGAAGAAUUGGUUGAGGGCGAAGGUUGAGGAGACGAUAGCCGGUAAAGACGGCAGAAUAAGGCAGGUGGUAGUGCGGACGGCAAACGGCAAGUCACUAAAAAGACCAGUAGUUAAAAUCGCUGUUCUUGAUGUUGAGUGCUAUUGCGAUACAGUAUAG
Molecule: messenger RNA, 1413 nt
Organism: Anopheles merus
Lineage: Eukaryota; Metazoa; Arthropoda; Insecta; Diptera; Culicidae
Exons: 2
Coding region: 1-1413 (470 amino acids)
Biological process (GO): DNA integration
Molecular function (GO): nucleic acid binding
Source: RefSeq, a predicted model, not a curated record